This is a messenger RNA of Meyerozyma guilliermondii ATCC 6260, 7023 nucleotides long. RefSeq lists its product as uncharacterized. Bases 1 to 7023 code for a protein of 2340 amino acids. Gene Ontology annotation, cellular component: fungal-type cell wall. The transcript has a single exon. Gene Ontology annotation, biological process: cell adhesion. NCBI's taxonomy places the organism in Eukaryota, Fungi, Ascomycota, Pichiomycetes, Serinales, Debaryomycetaceae. The record is from RefSeq and is a predicted model, not a curated record.
AUGACGAUGCCUCCAAUUUACUUAAACGCCGACUUUUCCUUCGUCGUCUCUUUUUCAGACAUGUUUUGGCUCUUUGCAGCAUUUUUGUUGGUGGUGCAUGUUGCGGCAGACAUAAAUGGUAUUUUCACAAACAUCAAUUCAAUUGUCGCCUCGUCGUCGGCCGCACUGACUUUAUACCCAGCGUCGACAUACUGGACCGCCACGGUUCAAUGGUCGAUUAAUGGAGCCAAUGUUAAUGCUGGUGACACGUUUGCAUUGCAUAUGCCUCAUGUGUUCAAAUUCACCUCAUCUUCGUCAUCAAUCUCACUUUCUGCUGGAGGAAUUACCUACGCUACAUGUACAUUUUUCAGCGGAGAGUUUAUGGUCAACUAUUCCGAACUUCAAUGUAAAAUUUCACCGGGAUUGAACUUCAAUGAUAUUGCCAUUGGGUCGGUGAUGUUCCCAAUCACAUUUGAUUCUGGAUUUUCUUCGUCAACUAAUGCUCUUGAAGCGGCUAAUACUUGGACCACCGGAACCAAUACCGUCACUUGGACAUUGGGGAGCUAUUCAAUUUCCACCACGGUGGAUUUCGAGGGUGGAACUCUGUCUUCAAGUCCGAAUCUUAGGGUUGCUGCUGCAAAAUUGGCACCUUCAUCUUCACAGGUUCAAUUUUAUUCUUUGGGAACUUCAUGUCCAUUUGAAACCCAAUCUGGUACACUUGGUAUCACUUUUAAAAAUGGUGGUCCUCCGUUACAAUGUAGCACAUUGACAGCUUCGUUUUCCAACCAGUUCAAUGAUUGGUACUUUCCACAAACUGCUUCCAGUUUAUCAUAUUCCGUGCUGUGUUCACUGAACCUGGUUAUGGUGACAUUUGCCGGAGUUCCUGCGGGCUCUCGUCCAUUUUUCAACAUCUUUGCUUCGCUGUUGCCAGUGGGCCGGAAUAGCGCAGUUUAUACCCUCAAGUACAGAUGUGGAAACGGCCCUUCUAACGACUAUAGUUAUGACCAAGGAUGGUCUAGUUACGAUAACGGAAACUCGGGUUCUCUGGGUGGAAAUUUUAUCAACACAAUAGUCACGAAAACUUAUACUGAUUUGACCACCAGGAUCUCAACUUUACCUUACAGUUCCACCGUGACUGGAGCCACCAGAACCAUUGAGGUGGGUGUUCCAGUUCCGACAAUUACCACCACGAAAACUUAUGCCGGUUCUAUUACAACCACCACCACCAUUUCUGCUACCCCAGGCCAAACUGGAACUGUGGAAAUUGAUUUGCCGGUUCCUACAAUUACCCUCACAUUGACAUGGACUGGAAUUUCCACCAUUAGCACUAUCACUGCUACUCCUGGACAAACCGGUACAGCUAUAAAUUACCUUCCUGUUCCUACAACUACAUUCACUAAAACUUGGAUCGGAUCAGUAGUCACUUCCAAGACAAUUCCUGCCGCUCCAGGUCAAACAGGAACUGUUGAGGUUGACGUUCCCGUUCCAACUACCACGGUAACUUCAACUUGGACUGGAGUUACGACUGUUAGUACAAUUCCAGCCACUCCUGGCCAAACUGGUACGAUAAUUAACUAUGUUCCUGUUCCUACAAUCACCUUCACCAAAACUUAUACCGGUUCUCAAACAACAACCAUCAUUGUUCCUGCUACUCCAGGACAAACUGGAACUGUCGAAAUUGAUGUUCCUGUUCCUACAACUACCAUUACUUCGACAUGGACUGGAUCAAUUCUCACCUCCAAAACUAUAACGGCCACUCCUGGACAAACUGGAACUGUUGAGAUCGAUGUUCCAGUUCCUACAAUUUCCUUCACCAAAACUUACACUGGUUCUCAAACAACCACCGUGACUGUUCCAGCUAUCCCAGGUCAAACCGGAACCGUUGAAAUUGAUGUGCCGGUUCCAACAACUACUGUUACUUCUACAUGGACUGGAAAUGUUUCUACAAUCAGCACUGUUACUGCUUCCCCAGGACAAACUGGUACAGUUAUCAACUAUAUACCAGUUCCUACUACGACUUUCACCAAGACAUGGACUGGCACAGUUGUUACUACCAAGACGAUUAUUGCUACCCCAGGACAAACUGGUACUGUUGAAAUUGAUGUUCCUGUUCCCACAUCCACUGUAACGUCGACCUGGACUGGAGUUGGCUCUACCAUUAGCACAGUUACUGCUACACCCGGUCAAACUGGAACUGUUAUCAACUACAUUACCGUUCCAACAACCACCGUCACUUCUACAUGGACAGGCUCACAAAUCACCACUAUUACUGUUCCUGCUACUCCAGGACAAACUGGAACCGUUAUUAUAGAGGUUCCAGUGCCCACCAGCACAACCACCAAAACCUGGACUGGUUCAGGAACCACCACCAAAACUGUCAGCGGCAGUCCUGGUCAAACAGGAACCGUUGAAGUUGACAUUCCUGUUCCAACAACCACCAUCGUUUCCACCUACACUGGUUCAGAUAUUUCCACCACAACCGAUACCGCUACUCCAGGUCAAACAGGAACAGUUAUUAUUGAAGUUCCUGUUCCAACAACCACUUUAACCAAAACAUACAAUGGUUCGGUUAUAACUACCACGACCAUUACUGCCACUCCAGGACAAACAGGAACUGUAAUUGUGGAAGUUCCAGUUCCUACUACAACAGUCACCUCAACCUAUACUGGUUCAGAGACAACAACCACCACCAUUCCUGCUGGACCUGGUGGUACUGGAACCGUUGUCGUUGAGGUACCAGUGCCUACAUUGACCACUACCAAGACUACUGGAUCUGUAACCACCACCACCACGAAAACUGCUGGACCUGGUCUGACUGGAACUGUUGAAAUCGAUGUUCCUGUUCCAACUACAACUUUUACUAGAACCAAUUCCGGAUCAAUUACUACCACAACCACAAUUGCAGCUGGUCCUGGUGAAACUGGAACCGUUAUAGUUGAUGUUCCAAUUCCAACAACUACUAUAACUGACUACUGGACUGGAAAAUCCACUGUCACCACCACCAAAACUGCCGGCAUUGGUGAAACAGGAACGGUUGAAAUAGAUCUUCCGACUCCAGUAACCACACUCACUUCAACCUGGACUGGACUGGAAAUUCUGUAUACAACCUACAGUGCAACCAAAAAAGGCGAUACCGCUACAAUUGUUGAAUACGAUCCAGUUCCAACUUCAACCAUCACUACAACUUGGACAGGAUCUGGAAAUACCACGGUUACUGUCCCAGCUGUACCAGGUGAAACUGCUACCGUAAUUGUUGAGCUUCCUAUUCCUGUGACCACUGUUACAUCGACUUGGAAUGGUUCAAGAGUCUCCACAACCACCAUCAAGGCUCUGCCAGGUGGGACCGAUACCGUUGUAAUUGAAACCCCAUCUCCAACUACAACAUUAACCACCACUUGGACAGGCUCAGGAACCACCUCCACUACCAUUAGUGGUGGUCCUGGAGGAACCAAUACCGUUCUUGUUGAGCUUCCAAUUCCUAUUACCACAGUUACUUCUACAUGGACCGGUUCUGAUGUUUCUACCACCACCAAAAAGGCAUCUCCUGGAGGAACCGAUACUGUGAUUGUGGAGAUUCCAACUCCAACAACAACUAUCACUGCUACUUGGACUGGAUCCAACAUUACCACUACAACUAUUACUGGUGGACCAGGUCAGACCAAUACUGUCAUCGUCGAAGUUCCAAUUCCCACCACAGUAAUUACUUCUACUUGGACCGGUUUAAAAAUAUCUACAACUACCAUUACUGGUGGUCCGGGAGAAACCAAUACUGUCAUUAUUGAAGUUCCUACUCCAACAACUACUCUAACUUCGACUUGGACUGGAAGUAACAUUACCACUACAACUAUUCCUGCUACUUUAGGCGGAACUGCCACGGUUAUCGUUGAGGUUCCUACUCCAACUACCACAAUCACUUCAACAUGGACUGGUUCGAAUAUUUCAACCACCACCAUUACUGGUCGUCCAGGUGAAAGCAAUACCGUGGUUGUCGAAGUUCCAACUCCAACAACUACCGUCACUUCUACCUGGAAUGGAACUGUUACCACUACCACCACCAUCACUGGAAGACCUGGCGAGACUAACAUCGUUCUUAUUAGAGUACCAUCACCAACCAUUACCAUCACCAAGACUUACGCUGGAAAUGUAACAGCCACCACCACCUGGCUUGCUGGCGUUGGAGAGACUGGAACUGUUGAAGUUGAUGUCCCAGUUCCUACAACUACAAUCACCCAAACCUAUACUGGAUCAGUAAUCUCCACCACCACAUUUCCAGCUGGUCCUGGUGAAACAGGAACCGUUAUAGUUGAUGUUCCAAUUCCAACAACCACCAUUACUGACUACUGGACUGGAAUAUCCACCAUCACCACCACCAAAUCUGCCGGUAUUGGAGAAACAGGGACCGUGAAAAUUGACCUUCCAACUCCGGUAACUACCCUAACUUCAACCUGGACUGGACUGGAAACCAUGUACACCACCUACAGCAAUAUCACCAAGGGUGGAACCGUUACCAUCAUAGAAUACGACCCAGUGCCAACCACCGUUGUUACCUCAACAUGGACUGGAAAUGGUACUACUAGCACAACCGUUACUGCUCUACCAGGCAAAACCGCUACUGUGAUUGUGGAAGUUCCUAUUCCAUCCACUACUAUCACAAGCACCUGGACCGGAUCCGAAGUCAGUACCACAACCAUCAAGGGACUUCCUGGAGGAACAGACACUAUAAUUGUUGAGGUACCUACACCAACCACAACUGUUACAUCAACCUGGACUGGUUCUGCAAUUUCUACAACUACGAUUACCGGAGGACCAGGAGAAAGUAAUACAGUUGUGGUUGAAGUUCCAAUUCCUAAUACGACGGUGACAUCUACUUGGACGGGAGCUAACACAAGCACAACCACAUUGACUGGUAGUCCUGGUGGAACGAACACGAUUAUUGUUGAGGUUCCAACUCCUACAACUACACUUACUUCUACUUGGACAGGCUCUGAAAUCUCAACGACAACUUUGAAAGGUGGACCUGGUGGAAGUGAUACAGUAAUUGUUGAAGUUCCUACUCCUACUACUACUGUCACUUCUACUUGGACAGGUUCUGAAACUACUUCGACUACUAUUACUGGAAGACCCGGCGAGAGUAACACUGUCGUUGUUGAGGUACCUAUACCAACAACUACUCUCACAUCCACUUGGACUGGUUCAGAAGUUACCACAACUACUAUAUCUGCCAGCUUGGGCGGAACUGCUACGGUUAUUGUUGAGGUACCAACACCCACAACCACCAUAACUUCUACUUGGAAUGGAACUACUACCACAUCCACUACCAUCACAGGAGAACCAGGCCAAAGUAAUACUGUCAUUGUUGAAGUUCCAACUCCUACCACUACCAUUACGUCUACAUGGACUGGAUCAGAAACAUCCACAACCACAGUUAAAGGUGGACCAGGUAGCUCAGACACCGUUAUAGUUGAAGUUCCAACACCUACAACCACACUCAUGUCUACUUGGACCGGCUCAGUAACUUCAACCACGACCAUUACUGGUGGUCCAGGAGAAAGCAACACAGUCAUCGUUGAGGUGCCAACUCCAAGAACUACCCUCACCUCCACUUGGAAUGGAACUGUAACCACCACUACCACGUUCUCCGCUCUGGUAGGAGGCACUGAAACAGUAAUUGUUGAAAUUCCAUCAAGCACUUCGGCUAUUUUCACUUCUGCUUCAACUUCCGAGUCCAGCUCUGCUUCAUCUAGUGCUUCAUCUAGUCUUACAUCCAGCAUUGUUUCUUUGGUUUCCGUUUCCAGCACUGCUUCAUCAGCUUCAUCGAGUUCAUCAGCUUCCGAUUUUAGUUCGACUUCAGACUCAUUUGUAUCUUCAGCACUCAACUCAAACCCUCCUUCGUCUUCAUCGGAAUCUGACUCCAGUUCUGUUUCGUCAGAAUUUCCAUCGAUCAACCUCAGCUCCGCCAUAUUGAGCUCGUCCUCUUCCGAACACUCACUUAGCUCUUACGCUAACAGCUCAAUUGCCCUGUCGAGUGCAUCACUCCCUACCAGUUCAAUUCCUGUGAGUUUGACCAGUGACUCCACAUCUUUUGGAUCUUCUACACCUGCACCAUCCAUCAGUAUUACUUCUGGCUCGUCCGCAACGUCUGAGAUGAUACUCUCAUCCAGUGUGUCACAAUCUUCAAGCCCUUCAUCUGUUGCGUCAGGAUCAUCAUCCAGUGUUUCAGAAUCUUCGUCAAUCGUCUCAGGCUCGUCUAGUGUGUUCCCAUCUAGUUUGUCGUCAUCGAUAAUUUAUCCAACCAGUGUUUCCCCAGAAUCGACCAUUGUCACACCAGUGCAAUCUUCCUCUGCAAGUGCUUCAUCGAUAGUUAUUUGCAGAAGAGACGGUUCCAACUGUAUUACCGUGGACCCUUCAUCUGUUUACUCCUAUUCAAACAGAAAGACAUCUUCGACGCAAAGCUCUAGCACUGCAUCGGUAACAAGCUAUUCCAACGGAAAUGGUGAAACUGAAACUUCCACACCAACUAUUGCAGUAACUGACAUCAUUACAAGUACUACAAAUGGACCUGGUACUUCGAGAUCAACAAGCAACUCAUCAAGUUCAUCAGCUGUUCCAACAGGAGGUUCUAGAGGUUCUGGAAAUGGAGGAAAUGGAGACCCUUACAAUGGAGGAGAUCCAAGUGGAGGAACUCAAAGUAACGGAGGAGACCCUAGUAGCAAUGGUGGAUCCGCCAGUGGAGACUCCAGCAACAACGGUGGAUCCGGUAAUUCUGGUAACAACGGUUCAGGUAACGGAGAAACUUCUGGUAACAAUGAAUCAGGAAACGGAGGAAACUCCAUUAGCAAUGGUUCUGAAAACAGCCCUAACAACGGAGGGUCUGGAAACAGUUCUGGUCACGGUUCAAAAACUGGAUCCGAAACCGGUGAGCCAACGGGCUCAUCUACUCCUUCUUCAUCACCAAAUGUUUACGAAGGAGCUGCUGCAUCACAUACCGUCUCAUGGAGUAUGCUUACAUUCUUCAUGAGUAUGGUCGUUUUCAUCAAUUUAUGA